GAGGUGGUGAGAUGGUGGCCGAAUGUCCACCGGGCUACGUACAGAGAGGCGGCACGAGCGACUGCUACCUCUUCCACAGCGGCAGCAAGAGGACUUGGUACGACGCCACUUCCUACUGCACCAAGCAGAACGGCAACCUCGUCAGGAUUGAAACGGCGGACAUGACGGGCUGGCUAUCGCUCCAAAUCGUGGAGUCUGGCAUUGUAGGUGACUCUUCAGAGUUCUGGAUAGACGCCAGGUACAAUGAGACGGCAGAAAUAUGGUACUGGGCAAGCAACGGCCAUGUCGUCGACCUGAACUACAUUCCAGAAGACGCGCGUCCGAAGGAAGGCAACUUCGGGGUGCUUACGACGGACUCAACUCUACUCGGUCACGAUGAGUCUGAUCAGUACCACUUCAUCUGCCAUCGUCUUAUCAGUAAAACUGUAUCAGACAUUCGCGAUUCUUGGCUGAACGCUGAGUUGAUGUGCCAGCAAAUCAGCGGCGACUUGGUCACCAUCAACGACGAUCAGGAACAGUUCUUCAUUUUAGAUGAAGCUCUCAAGCACCACGACAACGUCUGGAUCGGAAUGACAGAAAUAGGCCAUGCUGGACAAUUUUAUUGGAUUGGCGACAACAGCACGGAAUACACCAACUGGGCUCAAAAUAAAAGCAUGCCGCAAUCCAUGGGCGGAACAGCUAGUGCAGUGGUCGAUGCCGAAGAUGCACGUGGCCAAUGGUUGACAGAGAAUGCAGUUAACGACCAUAUUUUCGUUUGUGAACGCCCAACAGGAGCCUGCGUUGCGGGCUGGGAGGAGUUUGGAGAUUCUUGUUAUUACUUCAACCGCCUCGACGUGGACGUCGUCACGUGGUUGACGGCCCACGAGCUCUGCCAGGGAAUCGGCACGCACCUUCUCGUCGUGGAUUCCCAAGAGGAAGAUGAUUUUAUUCGCGGCAAAAUAUCUGAAGGAGAACAAUUGUGGAUUGGAUUGUACUUUGAGCAAAACAACACCGCGUUCAAGUGGGUGGAUGGUUCGUUGUACUCCAACAACAUCACUCACAUGUCGCAACAAGAUGAGGAUGACGUCAUCGCUCAGGGUGAAUCCAAGUGCGUCGCAGCUCAAAUCGAUACCUCUACGGAAGUUAAUGAGGAGUCCUGGGACCCGCUGACGUGCACGGAGACUCGCAACUACAUUUGUGAAGUUGCUGCCGGGACGCCGGUCUACAUCCACGUCCCUCCUCUGGAACAGUACUGCCCAGAUGGCUGGGUUCUGGAUCAAGACUUUUGCUACCUUGUAUCCAGCAAUGAGAUGACGUGGAGCUCCGCUGAAUCUUUCUGCCAGACUGCGGGAGGACAUCUUGCUUCAAUUAAUUCUUGGAUAGAGCAAGACACAGUCCAUAAUCAUCUGGACGACACCAGCUGGAUUGGUCUGAAUGAUCGUCGUGUAGAUGGAGUGUUUGAAUGGUCCGACGGCAAUGCUGUCGUCAUUCAAAACUGGAACAUGGGAGAGCCAUCCGGCGGAGAUGAAAAUUGUGUCGAAAUGAAAAUUGAGGAAGGAUUUUGGAACGACAUGACGUGCUCAGAAGCUCAACCGUUUGUGUGUAAACGUGGCUACUCGACCACCCCCCUCGGUCCGGUCACUACCACCACUCCAGCUCCAGACUCUGGCUCGUGUGGAGAAGGGUGGGAGGAAGACUCGACCUCGGGCAUCUGCUACAUGUUCGUGAAUGAACUUCUAGCACAGGCCGAUGCUAGGCUGCGCUGUCAGGAAAUGCCCUACAGCGAAGGCCAGUCCGUCCCAGACCUUACUUCUCUGUCCAAUGAAGACGAGCAGCUCUUCGUUGGAGGAAUGGUGGCUCGGGCACGCGUACAAGACCAUGGUGUGUACAUUGGGCUCAAGAACGAUUACACUUCCCUCUACUGGACUGAUGGAGAGCCUGUGGCGAUCCUUAAUUACGCUGACGGUGAACCCAAUGGAUAUUACUACGAUUCUUGCACAGAAAUGUUAAACGAUGGGACAUACAAAUGGAAUGAUUGCGACUGCACGCUCAGAUUGCCGUUCGUUUGCGAAAAGAAAGGACUUGACUACAAGUCACCAACUCCUCCGCCAAUUCUAUCAGAGUGCCCCGCUGGUUGGAAGUUUUUCAACGAGUUCUGCUACUACAUAUCCUCCCCAUCGGAGCUAAAGGAUUGGUCAGACGCCAGAGGUUCUUGUGCUGACAUGUAUGGUAGCUCACUCACUUCCAUCAUGAGUGAAGAUGAGAACAAAUUUAUUUUGGAUUCCAUUCAAGACGGUUAUAAAAAUACUUGGAUUGGCCUCAUCGCCCUGGACAAUGGAUCUUAUACAUCGUGGGUGAAUGGGGACUUGAUCACCUACACAAACUGGUAUCCCGGGGAACCUAACAACCAAUUUGGACUGGAGGACUGUGUAGAGAUGAUGCUCUCAUAUGCAGGGGGAGGCCAAGGGCAAUGGAACGACAUGCCCUGCGAUAGCGAAGAUCGCUUCGUUUGUAAAACACAAUUCAAGACGUGCCCUGAAGGCUGGUCGCUGCAUGACAACAAAUGUUAUUACAUCAGCACGAUCAGCGAGACAUGGGACAUUGCGCUCGACAAGUGCAGGGAAGUGGAGGGAGAUGCGACACUACUGAGCUGGCAUUCCCAGGCGGAGGUUGAUUACGUGCAAGGUUUGAUCAACGACUCGAUCGAUCUGACGUGGCUGGGACUGCGGUUCGAGGAGGGCGAGGCCUGGAAAUGGACGGAUGGCUCGGCUGACGACUACAUCAACUGGAGGCCUGGACAGCCGGACCACAACGACACCGAGCUGUGCGCCCUGACUGAUUCAAAUCCGGAAAGCUCCAAUUACGGUUACAUCGACAACUAUCCUUGUAACGGCUCGCAUCACUUCGCUUGCGAGUUUUUCCCAACUCAUGCUGUUGGCUGUGAUCCUGGCUGGGAGUUUUACGGCGGUUAUUGCUAUUAUGACAGUCAGCAUAAGGAGGAAUUUCCUACACUGAACUACGAAGACGCAUCGGCUAAAUGCCAAGAAUUUGGUGGCCACCUUACGUCCAUCUUAUCGGCAGACGAAAAUAACUUCCUCUAUAGUCAUUUAAAUGAUUACUACGGUUUUUAUCACAUUGGACUGAAAGUUACGGCUUCUGAUGGCAAGUUCAGCUGGAGCGACGGCUCCCCAGUGCUCUACACAAGUCUUUCCUCUAUUUAUUCAGCUCCUACUUCAAAUACCUGCUUCUUCUUGGCCCAAUUCUGUGGUCUGCUGUGGGAGUCGUUGGACGGUUGUGCUUCUGAAGAAUAUUAUUUGUGCAAGAAACCUGCCACAAUAACCAGCCUUUUACCGCCGUCAUCUGGAUGUAUUAGUAAUGAUGAUCUUUAUCACGGCACUUCAUGUUAUUCAAAAAUGAGUUACAAAACAAACUACAAAACUGCGAAGUCCAAUUGUUCAAGUCUUAUACCUGGAGGUCACGUCGUCAGCAUAAAAGACCAAGUUGAAGGAGCAUUCCUAGCCGCACAUCUUGGUGAGCUCGGCGGUCACGUUUGGAUCGGCUUGCAAGAAAUGGUCAACAAUGACGGCACCAUCGGCUUCAGAUGGGACGAUGGCACAGACUUCACGUACAGCAGCUGGGGAGAAUACCAGCCAGACACCGACGUGGGAGAAUGCGCUUAUGCGUCUGGCGACGAGGCUUCCUUGGGUCUGUGGUACAUCAGCGACUGCAUGAACAACAACCCCUUUAUUUGUGAAUACAAGCGUGAUGGCUACACCACCAUAGCGCCUCCCGUCACAACUGCGGGUCCAGCACUAUGUCCUGCUGGCUGGACACUUUACACCUCCACGCAGUCUUGUUACAAGGUCAUGACUGACGAGAAAUCUCAAGGACUGGCACAGGCAGCUUGUGCUCAGUUUGGCGGAAAUUUGGUCAGCAUCCACAGCGAACAGGAAGAAAUCUUCCUCAGAAAGCUCCCAGACUUUGCCUCGAUCAACAGCUCAUUCUUCUGGACUGGCCUCGUGCACGGUGCCGACAAUGGUGGGUACUCUUGGCUGGACUCGACCGCGACAGAUUUCCUGCAUUGGGCGAACGGACAGCCCGACUCUCACUUAAACAGGGAAGACUGCGUCAGCGUGCUCAUCGAGACCUUCCUGUGGUACGACUCUUACUGCGACGGCUACCUUCCUUACAUCUGCGAAGCCCCGCAAGGCUUUACGAUGACCACCAUCCAUCCAAUCACCAGCGCACCAGAUGUCCAGUGUGUGGACUUCCCACAGGAUCCAAAGUGGCUUCAAAACAACGGUCAAUGCUACAGGAUAUUCUCCGAGACAGAGACGACUUCGCAGUCUUGGCACGAAGCUCGGAGAGAAUGCGAAAGUUUUGGCGCAAACCUUGCCUCGGUGAUUGAUGAGCAAGAAAACAGUUUCUUGGUUUCCAAAGUACACAGAUAUUCAGACAACAGCUUGUGGAUCGGAGGCUAUGCUUACUAUGAAGAAGGAUUCCGAUGGUCCAAUGGCGACCCUUUUGAAUUCACCAAUUGGGACAUGGGCGAACCAAACUCGGAAUUGGACCAAGAGUCGUGCCUCGCUGUUUACCCCCAAAAGUUUGGUUACUGGAACGACGACAACUGCGGCACUCCCCAUGGCUUCAUUUGCAAGAGGCCUGUUGGCGGCACCGCUCCACCCCUCACCACAGCCUCCCCUCCUGCAGGCCAUUGUCGCCAGGGCUACCUUCAUGCAGGUGGAAAGUGCAUACAACUGGUGGAAAAUAAGUUGUCUUUUGACGACGCCCGGAAGGCGUGCCGGGAAUCGGGCGUUAAUAGCGACCUAAUCAGCAUCCACGGGCCGGAAUUGCAAGCCGCGGUGACUGUCAUCAUGAGCUUAGCGGUUGACCCCGCGUGGAUUGGUUUGCGGUUUGUCGGUGGCUCCUACAAGUGGGUUGACCAGACCAGCUUCUCGUACUCGAGCUGGAGCUCGGGGGAACCCAAUGAGGACUCGCAGUCGAUGCCUUGCGUGCAAACGGAGCCAGGAACUGGAUAUUGGGAUGAUCUCAGCUGCAACAACAACAGAAGCUACAUCUGUGCACAAAAUCCAGAAUCGGACCUCAGCACUGACGCACCGAAACCGAAAUGCUCGAGUCCCUUCAGCGACUACCUGGACUACUCGGGCUCCUGCUACAAAGCAGUUACAGACCCCAAGAGCUGGCACGAAGCGGAAGACUACUGUGUUGCCGAGAACGCUCACCUUGUGUCAAUUGAGAGCGUCGCUGAGAACGCACUCAUCUACGGCGUUGCCCUAGAGGCGAAUAUGCCGGACGUUUGGAUUGGACUCAAUUCCAUAAAGGAUGCGGACCAGUACCGCUGGUCAGACACUUUCCCAGUGCUCUUCACUCGUUGGGGUCGAGACCAACCAAAUGUGAGCGACACAGACUCACGUUGUGUCCAACUAACCACAUCACUUGAUGCUCUCUGGUACAACUCGCGGUGCGAUGAACCCAGACCUUUCUUCUGCAAGUACUCUUCAGAGCCCAUACCCACCGCGGAGCCGCCGGUCGACGGGAAUUGUCCAAAUCCAAAUUGGCUGGACUUUGGAGGAGGUUAUUGCUAUCGCAUAUUCAACACCAUCAAACCUUGGAAUGACGCCAACCUUGCCUGCAUGCAGGAAGGCGCGACGCUUGUUUCCAUUCACUCGCAGGCGGAGCUGGAUCUUGUACAGAGAGCCACAGCAGAAUACAAGGGUAACCAAUGGAAUGGUCUCAUCCAACAAUCGGCUGGUUAUGGAUGGACUGACGGCUCUGCCGUAGACUACCUCAAUUGGGGAGAGGGCGAGCCGAACAACGACGGAGACCUUUGCGUGGAGAUGAACGAGAAGGAUCUAUCAUGGAACGACGUGGCUUGCGAUGCUGAAAGAAUUUUCAUCUGCAAAGUUGCGAAAGUAAAUGGAGAUGACGCUGUUCAAAGUACCCCACCUCCAAUAGGCACAACAAGAACACCUGAGAAUGGAAAAGGUCUGGCGGGAGGCGCCAUUGCGGGGAUCGUAAUAGGUUGCCUGCUGCUGGUCGCUGUUCUGGGUUUCGUGGGCUACUCAUAUCGCGACAGACUGCUCACAACCAUGAGACCCUCUUCAGACGUUGGUCCUCCAUUUGUGACCGUGCAAGAGACCAAGACAGAGGGAGAAGAUGACAGUCAGCACUCUACGGUGUAGACAUCACACGCGCUGGUGCUUUUAG
Messenger RNA from Hyalella azteca, 6207 nucleotides. Its product is annotated as macrophage mannose receptor 1. Gene Ontology annotation, molecular function: signaling receptor activity. The record is from RefSeq and is a predicted model, not a curated record. The transcript has 44 exons. The annotation marks the transcript as partial. NCBI's taxonomy places the organism in Eukaryota, Metazoa, Arthropoda, Malacostraca, Amphipoda, Hyalellidae.